AUGGACAGAAACCAAGCGUCUUCACGUUCGCGGAAGCCAGCACCCCCACAAGCGGCCUCCUUGAAGCCGUUCUCUCCGGUCGACACGGCGUGGUCCCUUGAUCAAGCACUGCUGGAAGACGUAAGAUGUCCCGAAGAGGAAGAGGACUCGAAUCAAUGCCUGGUCUUGUCCGGGCUCCCACCAAUAUAUCGCCCAAGACCUUUCCUCAUCGACAUGUCAGGGCCCGAACGCUGGCUCUUCCAGUACUAUGUCGAGAGGCUCUCAGGGUUGCUCGUUAAUGCCAUCGGCCACGAGAAUCCACUUCGCUCGCUAAUUGUGCCGCGCCUACUAUCCUCGCCGCUCCUGCUGCAGACUGUCUGCGCUGUCUCGGCCCUGCACCGAUCGAGCUAUGCGGACGGUGACGAGCGGACGACGUAUCAGACGGCGGCGACGGGGUAUUAUGUCCAGGCUCUCGCCGACCUGAGAGACCUUAUCCUGCAAGGCGAUACUCUACUGAGUGAUUCCGGGCUCCUUCAAAUUGUUCUACUAUCGUCCAUCUUCUUGUGCAAGUACGAGAUAAUCAAGGAUGGGGUUACGAGCUGGCGGCGGCACCUCGAAGGCCUAGAAUCGUUCUCCCGGCUACUGGAGGGCGAUGCCUGGGGAGCGUCUAUGCCCGAUAUAAUGGUGUUUUCACAGAGUUUUAUCACAUAUCACAAGGGAAUCGCCAGUUUGACUGAACAGGGUGUAUCCAUCAUGGAGCCUGACGAGAGCUUCCAGAGUACCCGACAUGAUGCCUUUUCGGACACACUGGGACAGAAUACAUAUCUGCAAGCCGUAGACCCGUACAUGGGCUUUUCACGAAGCUUGAUUGUGCUGUUGCGCCGGGUGAUGGGGCUUCUUAGUUUCAAGCUCGAGGACGGACGAGUACUCCCUCGAGUCAAGCUGGAGAUUAAAUCUAUAGUUGACUUGCUCAGCCGGAGGAACUGGACAGCCGAACACUUUCUCAUCCCGAAGGGAAUGACGCAAGAAACGGUCGGGCGGCUGGAGCAUGUAUCACGGGCGUACGAGAGCGCCGUCUACGCCUGUUUACACUCGAUGAUCGAGGAGCUGUCGGCGCGAGAAGGGACUGCAGAGGUGUGGGAAGAGCUCCGCGGCAUGCUUCCCGUGAGCAAAGAGGCGGCGCUAACGGGCUGCCUCGCGGACAUCGGCCUGGUGCCGUGCGACUGCCCUGAGGAAGCGGGCCUGCUACCGGUGCUCUUCAUCGUCGCCUGCGAGACCGACAGCCCGGAGCAGAUGACAACGGUGCUGCGGCGGGUCACAGUGCUGGAGGCCCACGUAGGCCUGGGCAACAUCCGGUACGCGGCCGCCCUGCUGCGCGAGGUCUGGCAGCGGCGGAUACAGCUUCAGCGCUGGCAGGACUGGCGGGGGCUGCUGGCCACGUCCAACUGGGACCUGAUCAUCACGUAA
Messenger RNA from Venustampulla echinocandica, 1446 nucleotides. RefSeq lists its product as uncharacterized. The transcript is spliced from 4 exons. Gene Ontology annotation, biological process: positive regulation of transcription by RNA polymerase II. The record is from RefSeq and is a predicted model, not a curated record. Gene Ontology annotation, cellular component: nucleus. The coding region runs from base 1 to 1446 and encodes 481 amino acids. Gene Ontology annotation, molecular function: DNA-binding transcription factor activity; transcription cis-regulatory region binding. Lineage: Eukaryota; Fungi; Ascomycota; Leotiomycetes; Helotiales; Pleuroascaceae.